GUUAAAAUAUAGAGAACAGGCAGAUGUAAUUCCUCAUUACCCCCUCUCUGUUAGGGUGAGAUGCUAACAGUAGGAUGAGGACUGAGGCGUGUGCCAAGCUCGGCUCCCCCUUUUCUUUUAUGUGAGUGACAGUGGCUCGGACAGCGACCCUGGCUACCAUUCCCAGGCUCUCUAUGGACGAGAGCCCAGUCUGCCCCGUACAUAAAGCACCUCUGUGAAAACAAGAGUCCAGUUUUAGCAGGACUGACCUAGGCUGCUGGAGGGGAAAAAAAACAACAAAACUAAUUUUCAAACUUCAUCAUAUCCAGCAACUGAGAAUCUUCUCAACGCUCCUCUAAAGACGUGUCUGCUCUCUUGACGUCUGAAGCCUCCAUCUGUCAUACCUGUGCUAUGUUUAUACCGGUAUUUAUUUUUACAUAUAACUGCGCCUGUUUUUUGGUCCUUGUCUGCAAACUGUCCAAGUAUACACAGGGAUGUUUACCUCUGCACAUCACAAGUAUCACUGUCUGCCUGUGUAUACACUGUCACAUUGACAAAGUGUGUUUAAAUUUAAUUUGUGCAUGUAUCUCCUGUCUCCAUUUAACCUCUAACUUUCUGUUUUGUGUUGCAGGGCACUUCAUUUGGGCAACUCUUCUUGGGUUGAGCAGCCUGUCGGACUUACAUGUAACGCACCACAUGGGCACUGUUUUUUUAACGGCUGCAAGAUGUCUAUAGACCAGGACUCCUGGGUACCUGAGGAUCAGGAAAGCGUUACAGGAAAGCUGCAACGAAAGAUGAAGCAGUCCCCUCUUGUCCCUGUAGGUGAGUUAUAUAAGGCACACAUCGGUGGAAUUUUAUCAACGUGUCCUGCUCUAAAGUACAGGGGCAAUCAUCGUGGAGAUCAACGGAGCCAGUAAGCACCCUUCAUUGGAAACUCAUCUCCUCUAAUAUUUUUGCACCUCAUUUUAGAAUACUUUGAUAAAUUUUCCACAUUGGAAUUCACCCAAACUCAAAAAAACUAAACAAAAAAAUGUUAACACCUGUUAACAUAAAUAUAGACUUAUCAGAUUUCUAGAAAAAAAUAGUCAAUAAGUAGGUAGUUCAAUCUCUAUAAGAACAAAGUGAUGGCAUGUCGGUAACAUGUUUAAUGGGUUAAAGUGUCCAUUUUACAUGUGGAUCCAUGCUAACCGAGAAUUACUGCACAGGACUCUUGUGUUUAUACUAAUAUCUCUGACUCUGUAAGUUUGUCUUUCAUCCGUCCAGAUCUGUCUGUGAAUUGUUCAAGUGUGGACAGGACUGUGUAAUGCUGGAUGGAUAGGGUUGUUUAUUUCUAUAUAUUUAUCCGGGGUCUGGUUAAAGUGUCAGUCUCCAGCCGCAGCAAAUUGACCUACUUAAUCUUUUUGGUUUUCAAUUGCUUAUUAUGGGAUUUAUAAUGUAAGCAUUGAAAUGAUUAUAAUAUCAGCACUUAAUGAGUGAAAACAACACAUUAAUGUUUACAAAUUGAAAAUGAAAAUUAGCUAGUGUGCAUUAACUUGCCAGUUUGUAAUGUAAAUGUCUAAACCUUUUAUUGAUCAAUGCAGUGAUAUUUACCAUCUAUGAUUUUAUAUAUAUAUAUAUUUGUUUCUGUUUAUGCAGCCCUAGUCACACCUCCCCUGGCUGUGACUCAGACAGCCUGCAUGACAAAAUGGUUUAAUUUUCAGUCAGAGGUUAACUUACUUUAGAAGUUUAAAUUGACAUUUAAACUUUGUUUACAGGGCAUGCAGAGUUCUCUUUACAGGAAGUGUUUAGAAAGGCUAUAUAAGUUAGAUGCAGAGAGGUGUAACUAGGGCUGCACAAAGUGAUUAAAAGGGAUGCUAUAGUGUUAGGAAUACAAAUCUGUUUUCCUAACACUAUAGACACCUCUGGUCCCGGUCCCCCCCACCUCAUAAAGGGAUAAAAAAAACCAAAAAAAACUCUUUAGUCACUAACCCGUUUGCAGCAUCGGCCGUCCGCGCUCCGCCUUCUCCGACGAGGAGCUUUCCUGUGGGCAUUUUACUGAUGCUGGAUGUUCUCAUGCAGAGCGUGAGCACAUUCAGUAUCAGUUAGAAAACCAAAAGUCGGUUAGCCACCAGGAAGUUCCUCUGGUGCUAAUCUGACUGACAGCCAUUAGAGGCAGUCUUAGUCCUGCAAUGUAAUUAUUGAAGUUUCUCAAAAAAAAUUUUACAUUGCAGGACUAAGUGAGACUUGGACAAUGUGUGACUUUAGUGUCCCUUUAACUCCUAAAAUAGCAGAGAAUUGAGCAGUGUGACUGCAGGGAUAUGAUCUAUACACCAAUACUGCUUUAUUAAGCUUAAGUUGUUUUGAUGCCUAUAGUACAAGUAGCUAAACUGAAGUAGCUAAAAAGAUAGCUGUGUUUUCAGUUUGGCAAAGUCAGCGUAAAAUGUGAAAUUGACUUACAUGGUUUUGUUUUAAAGGGACACUAUAGUCACCAGAACAACUACAGCUUAUUGAAUUUGUUCUGGUGAGUAUAAUCAUUACCUUCAGGCUUUUUGCUGUAAACAAUGUAUUUUCCGUGAAAAUGCAGUGUUUACAUUACAGCCUAGUGAUAACUUCACUGGCCACUCCUCGGAUAGCUGUUAGAGAUCCUUCCUGGGUCAUGGCUGCCUAAAAUGCAUCCAAACAUUCAGUGUCUCCACCCUCUGCAUGCAGACGCUGAACUUUCCUCAUAGAGAUUCAUUGAUUCAAUUUAUCUCUAUGAGGAGAUGCUUAUUGGCCAGGGCUGUGUUUGAAUCAUGCUGGGCCUACCCCUGAUCUGCCUCCUUGACAGUCUCAGCAAAUCCUAUGGGGAAGCACUGUGAUUGGAUCAGGCCACCACUACUGAUGAUAUCAGCAGACAGCUUGUUUUUCUGAGGCAAACAGCAUGCAGAGCUACAGCUUUAGGCUUGAAUACAAGUAAGAUUAGGGAGGCAUAAGGGGCCCAGGGGGGCUAGAUGGUGGGUUUUAAUACUAUAGGGUCAAGAAUACAUGUUUGUGUUCCUGACCCUAUAGUGAUCCUUUAACUAAAUUUGAGAAUUGCUGGAAAAUGACGGCUAUGGUCCAAUGUAAACCAAACUAUACAAAGAAUUGACUUUCGAGUAUUUUUCUAAAUCUGCUCUUUUGGCCUUAAAUUUUGAAAUUUACUCUGAAUACCUAGCAAUUCUCACACCAGUGAAUUAAUCUGUUUACAUUUACUUUUAAUUCCCAACAAUUUACGGUUUAGUGAGUAACCUGGCUUAGCAGGGCUAUAGCUUCAUUGCAUUUUAAGCAACACUCCAAGCACAAUGUGAGAAUUGCUUAUGCAACUGAUUAAAAAUCUCUCACUUCUAUUCACUUGCACGUGUAUUUUUAAUUCAGUUUUUAAUUGAUCAGUUGAUCAUAAUUUAGUACUUAAGUACUGCAAUUAGUACAUGACAAGAUUUGUGUUUUUUUUGGCGUUGCAAAAAUGUUAAAGGGACACUAUAGUCACUCAGACCACUUCAGCUCAAUGAAGUGGUCUGGGUGCAAUGUCCCUCAGGUUUUAACCCUGAAUGCAAACGUCUUCCGGACAGCCACUAGAGGCGCAUCUGCGACGCUGGAGGCAUAUCAUGCCUCCAUCGUGCACAGUGUCCAUAGGAAAGCAUUGAGAAAUACUUUCCUAUUGAUAGCUUGAAUGCAUGCGCAUUCGGCUCCGCUGACGUCAGCGGGGGAGGAGAGGUCACCCUCGGCUCUGGAAUAAGGUAAGUUGCUGAAGGGGUUUUAACCCCUUCAGCGCCACUGGAGGGGGACCCUGAUGGUGGGGGCUGCCUCAGGCACUAUAGUGUCAGGAAAACCGCUUUGUUUUCCUGAUACUAUAGUGAUCCUUUAAAUACACUAAACAAUGAUUUCAAACUAAAAUCAAAAUGGCAAAAUUUAGGCUUAAAUUUCCAAGUUGGGACUAUAGCAGAGUUGUUGAAUUCUUCCAGAUCAGCUAUUUUUUGUCCAGGUUUUGCCGCUUGGAUUCCAAUUCAUUACAAUAAGGAAUUUGCAGAAGGCUGUAUGAAGUACUGGCUAUUACGGGCACUUCUAUAGCGCCAACAUAUACUGCAGUGCUUUACAAUAUUAGAAAGGGGGAAAUUUAACAAUAGACAAGACAAUUAUAAAAUGUUACAUGAGAAAUAGGUUGAUGAGGAACCAGCUAAGAAAAAAGCUUACAAUUUAGAAGAGGUGGGGUAUAAAAACACAGUAGGAAGGGCAGUGUUGGAAUAGCAAGCAAGUGACAGGGUGGGAAGUAGCAGGUCUGACAGGUGAUAGUGGAGUGUGACCCUUUUAAGAGUGAGCAAGGGAUAAUUUGUGAGACACAUUACUAUGGGAGGCCACAGGGUAAUCCAGUGGUUCUCAAACUUUUAUGGUUCAAGGCGCCCUUAAUAUUUCAAUGUUUUUCCAAGGCAAAACUAAUUUCUAGGUUGUUUAUCUGCGCUGCGCCAUAUACUGGCGCUAUGAUAUCUAUAGUGUUGUUUGUAUAGAAUUUUAGUGUUUUAAUAAAGGGGUGUGUUUGAAUGUAAUGUUCACUUUUAAAUGUGGAUGUACAUUUGUGUGAAGUUUUUGUGUUGGAGUGAAGGGUGUGUUUGUAUGUAAUAUUUGUGUUAGAUUGCAGGAGUGUGUUUGUGUAUACAUCCAAGCAGUCAAACACCAGCACAACAUACAUACACCAGCACAACAUACAUACACUACCACAUACAUACAUGCACAUUAACACAGAGAUACAUAAAAAUAUAAUCACACACAGACACACCAACACAAACACACCUUAACAUGCGCAUACAUUUAUAUAAAUAUACACACACACGCGCGCGCGCGCAUCCUGACACUUAAGGAGUGUGCCUUAAAUGGGUUAAUGCACUAGAAUAACAGGAGCAUUAAUAAUUGACCUAUUGAUUAUUUUGCUAUUUAACAUGACAGAGCAGCAGACAGAAUGCAUGAUAGCAAUGCAUUCAAAGUUAAUUAACACACAAUUUUUUUUAAUUUACAAGGUUUGGCCGGGUUUGCUGUGAUUGUAGCAUACGGACUAUAUCGUCUCAAGGGAAGAGGAGAUGUCAAAAUGUCCGUGCACCUCAUACACACUCGUGUGGCAGCUCAGGCUUGUGUGGUGGCUGCAACUGCACUGGGUAAGACCCUUCCAAAAAUUCUUCACUGAGAGAGAAAUAUGGGAGUGUACAUUAAGUCUACACUCCGUCUUUGCAUCUAAUUGCAUUUUUUUUUUCCCUAACAAGGCCAAUUCUGCAUCCAAACAAUAAAUAAUUACAAAUAAUAGACAAUAGGUCAAUACGUUUUUAUGUCUUGAUAUAACACAGGGCUCGACAAACCUCAUGGCGACUAGAAAUUUCGCCCUGGCGUCUGGGAUUUGCCAGCUCUCUAGUUAGUGUGGCUGCCGAGGGAGCUUUGACGGAGGAGGAGGAGGAUGGAGGCGGCCGCCCUAAGGAGGCUAUGGUUGGUGUGCAAGGGAGCAGUACUCUGCAUGUAGCUCCUCUCUGCUCCCUCGCGCGCUGUGUAAUGAUGCCGGGAGCAGGGAUAUGACAUCACUCUGGCACCUGAGAGCGCGAGGGAGCAGAGAGAUGCUACAGGCAGAGUGCUGCUCCCUUGCACACCAACCAUAGCCUCACACACAAAGAGAGCAGAAAGGCUCACUCAGCUCUCCCAAAGGUUGGGAGGCUGAGUGGGGUUCAAUUAAAACAAAAGUGUGUGUUUUUACACUGAAAAGCCUGCAGGGGCAGGCUACAGACACCAGAACCACUACAUCAAGCUGUAGUGGUUCUGGUGACUAUAGUGUCCCUUUAGGAAUUGAAUUUUAUCGUUGAAAAUGACUGGCUCCUAACUUUUUUAGCUGGCUCCUAGAUUCCAAACAAAUUUGUCAAGCCCUGAUACAACAUAUUUUUGCAUGGGUAACAUCAGAUGGGCACACUGUGCAGACGGUCCCACUUCCCAUGUGCAAUCAAUGACCGUGUGCUUUAUCGACGAAAAGUUAUUUUCUAACCAUUUGCUAGCAGGGCUAAUUACUAAACUACGAAGUGCUGGUAAUUCGCAAAAUAAGAUAGACAAGUUAGAGGAAGAAUUGAGUUGAAGAGUUUUUUUCUAGUUUGCCUUAACCAGUCUUCAAGACACCCCUAACCAGUCCAGGCUUUAGGGAUUACCAAGUUGUGUCUAAAGUGUUUUUUAGAGUUUAAAAACUAAAACAAACCUUAGACACAGCUGGGUAAUUUAUAAAGCCUGCACUGGUAGUGGUGCCUUGAGGACUGGUUUGGAAUUCACUAGCCUAAACAAGUCCCUGGUCAGUUCCAAACCUGUUUUGUUCAAGAGAAAACGCCACGUCCUACCUGGCCCUCUGCGAUCUCAUUAAAGUGGUGGGUGUUACACUUCUGUUCUUUGCUGCCUUGUAAACCUCCUCCACGGAGUGACGUGACUCCGUUCCUAUACUCCAUAGCAGUGCCGGGGUAGGGAGUUACCAUAGCAACCACAGCGCAUGCACUGUGGCUGCAAUGGGUGGAGAGCAGAGGGACCUUCUGCGGGAGGUCUAUUUUGCUCUCCCUGUCUCUCAAUUCCUCAGCAUUAAAGGAACACUAUUAGGCACCCAGACCACUUCAUCUCAUUGAAGUAGUCUGGGUGCAAUGUCCAUGUCCCCUUAGUUCUGUAAUGUAAAACACUUCUGUUUUAGAGAAGGUGCAAUGGUUCUAGUAACUGUGAAACGGCGCUGGACGUCCUCGCGCUCCGCAUGAGCACAUCCAGCGUCAUAGGAAAAACCCAUAGUAAAGCAUUGAGGCAAUGCUUUCCUACGGAGAAGGCCUACCGCCCUCGCCGUGCAUGCGCAUUAGGGUUCCCCAAUGGGAUGACGGAUAAUGAGGCGGGACAUGAAUUGGGUAAGUGAAUAAAGGGUUAUUUAACCCUUUACAACGCAGGGAGUGGGAACCGCAAGAACAUUAGUGUUAGGAAUACAUCUUUGUGUCUGCCAAGGGACCGAGAGAUAUAGGAGAACUAUUUUUAGGUAGGUUUUUGUCCCAAUCUAUAAAUUAGCUCGCAAAACUGCUUGCACAAUGUAUAGAUAGAAUUUUAAGCUCCUUUAAAAGAGAUAAAGUUGUAUAUUUCAUGACAGGUUCGCUUAAUAACUACAUAAGCAUUGCUUUUUUUUUUUUUUAAACCAACACCACCUCACAAUUAAAAUCUAAAAAUCCUUCAGUCGCUUUCCUUUUAACCCUUGUUUCCUACUUUAACCCUGCCUUUCACUCGCUUGCCAUUUUUAACUCUUCAAUUUACCAAGAUGCCUUUUAACCCUGGAAUCUAGAAUUCCAUUUUACUCUGGUAUUUCCCAUUGUUACGACUUCAUAUACCUUUAAUGCGGUUUUUCUUCUUUUAAUUUUGAACCCUCCAUUUUUUUUUUCAUGUUUAUUUACCCAUUUUAUCCUACUUUCUCAUUGCUGUCUUUUAAACCUCUGCCACUCUUUCAUUAUUUGUCUAACCUUAUUUUUAUCUAGAUAUCUAAACCAAUAAAUCAUUUUUGCCUAUUUAUAAAUCACCAUGCCAACCCCACACCUUGGUUUUUUUAUUCCUAAAACUAUAUGUACACAGACCAAAGGAAAAACUGUUACAACCCCCCAUCCCCCCAAAAAAAUAUAAAUACCUACCUUACAUGAGUCUCAGGCUGUGGGGGAGAGAGCUGCAUUAUCUCCUGGGCUGCCUUGGCACCAGGCCUCCAUCUUCCCUCCCAGACCCACACACACUGCCAUGCUGCUCACCCUCUUCCUGAGACUAUAAACAUGCCUGUCUGCACCAUGUGACUGCAGCUUCUACUAUCAGCCUCAGGAAAGGCCUGCACCGGCCUCAGUAAUGGAGGCUGUGCACAUGGAUGGGGGGAAAGGGGGUGCUGUCUCUUUAGGCCCCUUAGGACCCACUGGGCCCUUGGCAUUUUGCCACCUUCUGCCCUGCAUUGAAGACAGCUCAGCAUAGCACACUUAAUAAUAGGCUACAGCCUGAGCCAUAUUACAUUUUGUAAAAAAAAAAAAAAGAAAAGAAAAAGGGAGGUACAAGAGACAUUUAGGGGGGAUUCAGAGACUGGGUGCUUAAAGAGAAUUAAAUGGAGAAAGAGGCUGCAAAACUGUGUUUUAGGUCCAGAGAUGCAUUAAAAGAAGACUCCAAGAACCACAACUACUAAAGCCCGCUGCAGUUGUUAUAGUGUUUUAGUGGUGCGGUGGUGCCAUCGAACAGUAAGAUGUCAAACUACUUUAGCGCGGUUUGACAGCUUACCCGGGCACCCAUGCCCGUAUCAAGUUGCCGCCAGUAGAAACAGGGUGUCCCUGUAAAGUUUGGGAGAGGCAUGACCGCACUAACUGGCGGUGAGCGCUCAUCCAACGAGCAUUAGCAUGUUUCGUGCUCCUGCUUGAAAAGACUGGGUGCAAGCUCCCGGCAAGACCCAGAUAAGUUGGCAAACUAUGCUAAAACAGUUUGACAUAUUACUGUGAGAUAGCGCUAUGUAUAUGUAUCAUAUAUACACACACCCUCUGUUCAUAUGGUCACCAAAAAGUUAAUCUCAUAAUAAAAGGAGUUACAUCCUGCCCUAUACAAACAUUCUGUGCCCCUAUGCAAUUCAGAUUAAAAUGGGAACAUGCAGUCCCCUUUAUACUAAGCACUAUAUAUAUAUAUUCAAAGACCCCAUGCAAUGCUUUGUGUCCGACUCUUGAGACACAAGGACAGUGCAGAUGUCACGAGCAGAGGAAAUGGAAAACUGGGGCAGGAACUGUGAAACUGUCUAAAUUCCAGGAUGUGUGAAGGAGAAGGGAACCAGGGAUGCAGGGGAGGGAUGGGAAUUAUUAAUACAUAUGUCAGAACCGUUACUCGCAGAUAAUGUAUGCAAUGCAUUAAUCGGAUGCUUCUUUUAGGAAUUACGCAUUUCUAGUCAUGAACGCCAUUAUACACACAUUGUCACACCUCUGUGCUCGAUGUAUAGACUGUAUAUUACAGAGGAAAUUUGCAGUCUAUACAUCGACUGUUUUUUUUUUUUUUUUUUAAAGUGUUAAAUUCAAGAAAAUGCUUGCACAUAACCUGGACGUGCAGCAAAGUCACAGGAACAUUCCGUGAUUUAAUUGACCCUUAUUUUGAACGUUUUACUUAAAAAAAAAAAUAAACAAAAUAAUCGAUACGCACCUUUAAAAGUUUCUGUGUUUGCAGAAUGGACUAGCAAAACAUAGUUUUGGAGCUCGGAGGAAAGACGAGACAGGGGGCAUAUGAUAGAAACAUUUAAAUACAUAAAGGGAAUCAACACAGUAAAGGAGGAGACUAUAUUUAAAAGAAGAAAAACUACCACAAGAGGACAUAGUCUUAAAUUAGAGGGACAAAGGUUUAAAAAUUGUAGCGGAACGCCAAUAUAAAAUCCACGAAUUCCGCUGGUCCAGAACGAAUCCACAGUCAAGCGCUGAAAACACCAAGGCAAUAUCCCCAACCUCCCAAUAACCGGACGAGACACAGUUUUGGGAGUCAACUGACAAUCCUUUAUUCAGCACGACAAUUUAUACAAGUCCCCAUGCAAGGGGUCUCCUGAGUCCCUUCCCAGGGGCACUCCCAGAGGGGACUACAUGGGGGACUUACAGUAUAACAUAUUUCUCCCAUCAGGCACUGCUGCACGAGAGGGAUCAUCCUCCCAGAAUGCACCGUUAAGGGGAUUAUCCCCUCGUGCAGCAGAACCGGCAAUCCAUAUAAAAAUACAUAACUUUUAAAAUACACGGUGGAUUUACACGAAUGGACGUUCGGUAGAUAGCUGGGGUCUGGGCGCAUCAUUCGUGAGAUUGCCGCUCAGAUCCCAGCCAAAUUAACCGAACGCCGCACAGAAAACACAUUUCUUACAAAACCCACAAAAGGAACCGAUUGCUUUGGGUGAACCUGGUCCUGAAACUCCCGAACGUCUGGGAGGCUCAGCGGUGUUCGUGCCGUCGAAUAACUAUUGGUAGUAGUAUGCGUUCGACGACACGGACCCGCUGACGAACAAGGGAUCCAAGAUGGCCGACCGCCGCAUGGUCGGUAGUCGAACGACGGCCACCCAGGAGAGCCUCUAAUAACCGAUUGCAACAAUGUUGCAAUCGGUUAACUAGCGCCACACGCCUCUAAGUGUGUGGGCUAUUAGGGGGUAUCGCGUUCGGUUCACGAACGGCUUUCUAAAGUGCCGUUCGUGAAACGAAAGAAAAUCCCCAUACAAAACCGCCAAUUGCAUUCGGCGGAAACAGUAUUACAGGUAACACGGAAAAUACAUUCACAUUUACAUAGGUGUAUAGCGCAUAUCUCGCCCGACCUAGUGGCAACCCUUAAAGGCACAGUCUCUAGUUAUUGUCCAAGUGGCUAGGUUUGCCACAAAAAUAAUAUCAGGAAAUAUUACUUCACAGAAAGGGUAAUGAACGCAUGGAACAGCCUUCCAGAUGAAGUGGUAAAGGGUUAACACAGUGAGGGAGUUUAAGAAUGCGUGGGAUAGGCAUAAGGCUAUCCUAGAUGUAAGAUAAGGCCAGUGACUAAUGAAAAUUGGGCAAACCAAAUGGGCCAAAAGGUUCUCAUCUGCCGUCUCAUUCUGUGUAUUAUUAAUAUACACAUUUUCUGUACUCUGUCUAUAUGCAGGGACAUCCUACUCAAUCUACAAGGAGUACAGGCAAAGACAAUCAUUGGAGAGAUCGACUGUGAGCGAACAACUGAAAAAAGAACAUUCUACAAAGGAGUGAAAAUGAUUUAAUUCAGACCAAGCGGUUACCGGAAAAAAAAAAAAGUUCAUUACAUUUCAAGUCUAUUUUUCGAACUCUCCUAAAUAAACGUUGAUAUUGUUUGAUGAUCCAGCGAACAAAGAGAUGAAGCUUAUAUAUUCAUAGACACACCUGUUUAACCCCUUAAGGACACAUGACAUGUUCGACAUGUCAUGAUUCCCUUUUAUUCCAGAAGUUUGGUCCUUAAGGGGUUAAGUUAAAUCAACUGGCGAAUAAAUAAUUCCCAUCACCUACAUGUUGUGCGACCAGAUUUUGUCUUUAUACUUUUGUUUCAUUGGAUUUUAGGUUUACUGGCCUCACGAGAACAAUUUUGACAUGGACACAGACUUCGAUUUGUCAGGUACAGUCAGCACACGUAAUCUGAAUAUGUAUGCAACUUAAAACUGUGUUGAAGGAUUAGGGGUUUAAUAAAGAGAUCUGCCAAUGCAUGUAGUAUUAACACAGAAUUCUCUGAAGCUUAAAUUGGAAAAUUCUGCUCUCAGUAAUUGCAGAGUUUCAUGUUUUUAAAUCCCAGCAUGGAAGGGAAGAGCUGAGGCAAACCAUUAUCAUCCAAGAAUAUACCUGAAAAGGAGGCAAUCAGCUGGAGUGAUAAUAUAAUUGAAUACACGUGCCCUACUAUGGCUCUUCCAGUCUUCAUUCACCUCCUAAUUACCUACUGCAAAAAUUUAGAGUUUUUAUCAGUGACAGAUUAAGGAUAGGGCAAAAGAAGCAGAGGCCCCAGGUAUCAGGAAGGGACCCGACUAGCACUUCUUGAGCAGGAGAGUGGCAGGAACUUAAGGAGCCAGACAUAAUAACAGUGGGAAAAAAAAACAAAGGCACAUCACCAUAGGUAUGCUGUGUUGCAUUCCAUUUCAAUUGUGUUAAAAGAUAUUUGACACUGCCCCCCUGCAUAAUUUUACCCUUGAAAAAUAUAUAGGCGUAUUAAUUAGGGCUAGAUACCCUGGGACUGAUUAUGAAUUAC
Molecule: messenger RNA, 11700 nt
Organism: Pelobates cultripes (western spadefoot toad)
Lineage: Eukaryota; Metazoa; Chordata; Amphibia; Anura; Pelobatidae
Source: the annotation of a GenBank genome assembly